AUGUCGAAAGAGACAGAUGGUAAUGAUAAUUCAAUUUUUAAUUGGCUUGGAAAUUGUUGGGAUACUUUUUGUUUACGAUCGAGAAAAGUUUCAUCCGAACAUUUAGAUUCUAGAUUGAUUGAUAACAACAAUAAAAGUACUCGUUUUGUAUCUCAAGCUGGCAAACAAAUAGUUACACGUGAUUCAAAUUUUGAUGGUCUCCUUCAUGAUCCAAUUGAAGAAAAUAUAACUUCAAUUCUUCAUGCAAAUGAAAAUGCAAUAUCAUGGGAAGAUUAUAAAGAAUUAAUGCGUAUAACAAGUCCAUUCCAUAUAACAGUAGAAAUACUUGCUCAGGUUAUGACAGCUAUGGAAAAACAUUGUCAAAUGGGUCUUGAAUCAAGUACAAACAAUAGUAGUGAUCUGAAAAUGUUACCAACAUACGUAACAAAUUUACCAACAAAAAAAGAGCAAGGUGAAAUAUUAGCACUUGAUCUUGGUGGUACAAAUUUUCGAACAUUAUUAGUCAAACUUAAUCCAAAUACUGAACCUGAAGUUAUUUCUGAAGCACAUAUUGUACCAGAUUCAAAGAAAAUUCUUGCAAAUGAUUUAUUUGAAUUUAUUGUUGAUGUAUUAAAACAAUUUAUGAUACGAAAUAAACUUGAUUUAGAUCAAGAAUAUGUACUUGGUUUUACAUUUAGUUUUGCUUGUGAACAAAUUGCCUUAAAUAAAGGAAAAUUUUUAACACCAUCAAAAGGAUGGACUUUAUCAGAUUUAAUUGGACAAGAUGUUGUAGAAAAAUUACAAAGAAUUAUAUAUCAAAAACAAUUAAAAGUUAAAAUAACUGCAUUAAUUAAUGAUACAGUUGGUACUGGUACAAAUGCCUGUUAUUUUGAAGAUAUCAAUAAAAUUCAUAAUAUAUCAGAUCGAUCAGUUCUACCAUCAGAAGCAACAGAAAUGAUUAUUAAUACCGAAUGGGGUGCUCUCGGCGAAGGCGGUUGUCUUGAUAUGUUAAUUACAGAUUUUGAUAGAGAAAUUGAUAAAAUGUCAAAUAAUCCAGGCAUACAUAUAUUUGAAAAACUCAUAUCAGGAAUGUAUAUGGGUCGUUUAGCUGCUGAAGUAUUAGCUACUCUUAUUAAUCAAGGUAUUAUUUUAAAAAUUCAACGUGAUCAUAAACAAUCUUAUCGAUAUUAUUCACCAUUUCAUGCACUUUAUAUGUUACAAACAAAUCAUAUAUCAGAAAUUGAACUCGAUACUGGUCGUACAUUUGCUAAUACACGAAAUGUUUUGAAAAAAUUAGGUUUAGAUUAUGCAACAAAUGCUGAUUGUGCUAUUAUAUCAUAUACAUGUCGACUAAUUUCAAGGCGAGCAGCUAUGCUUACUGCAGCAGCCAUGGCUGUCUUAAUGAAACGACUACAUGAAAAUAGAAAAACUGAAAUGAAAAAAAUUUGUAUCGGUAUUGAUGGUAGUCUCUAUCGUUUUCAUCCUCGUUUUAAUAUGGUUAUUCAACGUCAUCUUAAAAUUCUUGCUCCAGUUUUACUUAAUUAUGAAUUACGUAUUAGUGCUGAUGGUAUAGAAAUAAUACUUUUAAACUAUUCAUGUAAUCAGUAUUAUUUAGGUUCUGGAAUUGGUGCAGCUAUAUGUGCUAUAACAGCGAAUGAUGCACGUAAAGCUCUUCAAAAAGGUGAAAUUCAAAAGUCACCUUUUUAUCAACAACAUACAAGAAUUUCGUAA
Messenger RNA from Rotaria sp. Silwood2, 1710 nucleotides. NCBI's taxonomy places the organism in Eukaryota, Metazoa, Rotifera, Eurotatoria, Philodinida, Philodinidae. The record is from the annotation of a GenBank genome assembly.